Punica granatum (pomegranate) is the source of this 6241-nucleotide messenger RNA. NCBI's taxonomy places the organism in Eukaryota, Viridiplantae, Streptophyta, Magnoliopsida, Myrtales, Lythraceae. The record is from RefSeq and is a predicted model, not a curated record.
GCUUGUGAAACAUAAAACCCUUCUAAAGCCCCAAACAAAGAGGCCUCCAGCAGUCCCUUUCCUGUACAUCGGCAGCUUUCCGGCGGGGAAGAGAGGGGAAGACAGCACCGCAGAGCAGGUCGCAGUUGGAACACUCCGAUGGCAGCUCCGAAAUCUCAGAAGAAGAAAGCCAGAGAUGGCCCCAAAGUCUCCAAAGCUUCGAAGCAACCAUUUAAGCCCAGAAACAAAUCCCUGGAAGCCGCCCAGCCGCAAGCUCUCCCCUUUCAGCUCCAAGACGACAUGCCAGAUUUCCCCCGAGGGGGAGGAAGUUUUCUCAGUAGGAAAGAGAGAGAAGAAGUUCAUGCGGAAGUCGACAGGGAGCUUGAAGCUGAGGAGAACGCUUCCAAGUCAAACAAAAAGAAGAAUAUGCGGAAGAAGGUUAAUGCAACAGAAGAUGAUCUGGGUUCGCUCUUUGGAGACGGAAUUAGUGGAAAGCUCCCUAGAUUUGCUAAUAGGAUCACUUUAAAGAAUAUUUGUCCAGGUAUGAAACUCUGGGGAGUUAUAUCUGAAGUAAAUGAGAAAGAUUUAGUUGUCAACCUUCCAGGCGGUUUGCGCGGGUUAGUCCGGGCAGCAGAUGCGCUGGAUCCUGCUUUAGAUGAUAAUGUUGAGGGGACAGAGAAUGUUCUCUCGAGCCUGUUCAGUGUUGGACAGUUGGUUUCUUCUGUUGUAUCACAAGUGGAUGAUGACAAGAAAGAGAAAGGGAAACGGAAGAUAUGGCUCUCUUUGCGUCUCUCUUCGCUGCACAAAGGCUUUACUCUGGAAGCCAUUCAAGAGGGAAUGGUCCUCUCUGCAUGUGUAAAAAGCAUUGAAGAUCAUGGUUAUAUUCUCCAUUUUGGAUCGCCAUCUUUUACGGGUUUCUUACCAAAACCCAGCCAAGGUACGGACCCUGGAGGGUCGGAGUUCAAAAGUGGGAAGCUUCUGCAAGGGGUUGUUAAAAGCAUAGACAAAACCCGUAAAGUUGUCUACUUGAAUUCGGACCUUGAUAUGGUGUCGAAAAUUGUGACAAAGGAUCUCAAGGGCAUUUCCAUGGAUCUCCUUGUCCCAGGGAUGAUGGUUAAUGCUCGUGUUCAAUCAACACUUGAGAAUGGCAUCAUGCUGUCUUUCCUUACUUACUUUACUGGAACUGUUGAUUUAUUCCACUUAUUAAAUCCCUUACCUACAAAAGACUGGAAGGAUGAUUACCCCCAAAAUAAGAAGGUUAAUGCCCGAAUAUUGUUUAUUGACCCAUUAAGCAGAGCUGUUGGUUUGACUCUGAAUCCACAUCUUGUUCAUAACAAAGCGCCACCUUUGCAUGUUGGGAUUGGAGAUAUUUACGAGAAUUCCAAAGUGGUUAGGAUUGACAGGGGGCGAGGCCUUCUACUGGAAGUCCCUUCUUCUCCUGUUUCUACUUCUGCUUAUGUCAGCGUAUUGGACAUUGCUGAAGAUGAAGCACGGAAGUUGGAAAAGAAGUUCAAGGAAGGAAGUAAAGUUCGUGUCCGCAUCCUUGGGUUCAAGCAUUUGGAAGGGCUUGCUGUUGGUGUACUCAAGGCCGCUGCAUUUGAAGGGUCAGUCUUUACCCAUUCUGAUGUAAAGCCUGGGAUGGUGGUGAGAGCUAAAAUCAUAGCUGUGGACGACUUUGGUGCCAUUGUCCAAUUUCCCGGUGGUGUCAAGGCACUUUGCCCUGUAACGCAUAUGUCUGAAUUUGAGAUUGCUAAACCUAGGAAAAAAUUUCAGGUUGGAGCUGAAUUGGUUUUCCGUGUGCUUGGUUGCAAGUCCAAGAGAAUAACUGUCACGCACAAGAAAACACUUUUAAAGUCCAAGCUUCCUAUACUUAGCUCGUAUGCAGAUGCUACUGAUGGAUUAUUAACACAUGGAUGGAUUGCAAAGAUUGAGAAGCAUGGAUGCUUCGUCCGGUUCUACAAUGGAGUCCAAGGCUUCGCUCCCAGACAUGAUCUCGGUUUAGAACCUGGGUCCGAUCCAACUUCAAUGUAUCAUGUUGGACAAGCUGUCAAAUGCAGAGUGACAAGUUCUGUUCCUUCAGCACGUCGGAUUAAUCUUAGUUUUACAACAAAGCAUUCAAGGGUUUCGGAAGAGGAAGAAGUAAAGGUGGGAAGCAUUGUUUCGGGAGUUGUCGAUGGACUGACACCUCGUGGGGUUAUAGUGUAUGUUAAUGGGAAAGGUUACUCAAAGGGUAUAAUUCUGGAACAGCACCUGGCAGACCACCAUGAGCUUGCUACUUUGCUGAAGUGUGUGUUAAAGCCUGGAGCAGAGUUCGAUCAGCUUCUAGUUCUAGAUAUCGAGGGCCACAAUCUAGUACUCUCUGCAAAACAUUCCCUGAUAAAUUCUGCUGAGAAGCUUCCCUCCGAAAUUUCUGAAAUCCAUCCGAACAUAGUAGUCCAUGGAUUCGUCUGUAAUUUGAUUGAGACGGGCUGUUUUGUUCGAUUUCUUGGUCGUCUGACUGGUUUCUCUCCCCGAAAGAAGGCUACUGAUGACCUGAGAGCUGAUCUUUCUGAAGCCUUUUUCGUGGGACAAUCAGUUCGUAGUGAAAUACUCGAUGUGGACAAUGAAACGGGUAGAAUAACAGUUUCAUUGAAGCAAUCGACUUGCUCUUCGACUGAUUCGUCCUUAAUAGAGGGGUACUUCCAGUCUGAAGAGAAGAUUGCUAAAUUACAACUUUCUGACUCAAACGGGUCUGAGUUAGAAUGGGGGGAAGGAUUCAAAAUUGGCAGCAUUAUUGAGGGUCGGAUUCAGGAGGCAAAAGACUUCGGAGUUGUAGUGAGUUUUGACAAGUAUAAUGAUGUGUUCGGUUUUAUUACUCAUUACCAGACAGGUGGAAGUUCCAUGGAAGUAGGCUCUACUGUUCGAGCUGUGGUUCUUGAUGUUUCUAAGAGAGAGCACCUUGUAGAUUUAUCUAUAAAGCCAGAGCUUGUUAAACAAUUCGACAAAGAAAAUAGCAGCAGUCAGUCACAGAAGCAGAAGCGGAAAAGAGAAGCCUCCAAGAGCUUAGAAGUGCAUCAGACAGUAACUGCAGUGGUGGAGAUUGUAAAAGAAAAUUACCUGGUUCUUUCAGUUCCGGAGUAUAACUCCGCAAUUGGAUUUGCAAUGAUAUAUGAUUACAACACCCAGAAGUUUCCCAAGAAACAAUUUUCCAGUGGACAGAGUGUCGGAGCCACUGUAAUGGCACUUCCUAGUCCUUCCACAACAGGGAGGUUACUAUUGGUCCUUAAGUCUGUUACUGAGGCCAGUGAGACUUCUAGUUCGAAAAGGGCAAGAAAGAAGUUAGCUUUUAAUGUUGGAUCUCUGGUUCAAGCUGAGAUUACCGAAAUCAAGCCCCUUGAAUUGCAAGUGAAAUUUGGAGUCAAUCUUCGAGGAAGGAUUCAUAUAACAGAGAUAACUGACGGAAGCACUAUGGAUAAUCCUUUCGGUGACUUCAAAGUUGGCCAGACAUUGACGGCGAGGAUAAUUGCAAAAACAGACAAGAAGAGAACCAGCCAAUGGGAGCUGUCUAUUAAACAAAAAAUGCUGACAGAGUCUUCUUGGAGCGAGGAGAAGCUCAAUGAGGAAGACUUUAGCUAUUCUUCUGGGCAACCUGUCUCCGGUUAUGUGUAUAAAGUAGACAGAGAUUGGAUAUGGAUGACAAUAUCUCGACAAGUGAAUGCGCAGCUGUUUAUUCUCGACAGUUCAUGCGAACCAAAUGAGCUCCAAGAAUUCCAGAGGCGUUUUCCUAUUGGAAAAGCUGUCUCAGGCUAUGUCCUAAGUGCUAACAGAGAGAAAAAAUUGGUGCGCUUGGUCCCACGUUCGUUUCCUGUCCCUAGUGGUGAGACUUCAAAUGCAGAUGUUACACUUCACAUGUGCGAAGGAGAUGUGGUGGGCGGAAGAAUCUCAAAGAUCCUUCCUGGUGUUAGGGGAGUGGUCGUGCAAUUGGGCCCAACUGUUUCUGGGCGGGUCCACUUCUCAGAACUCACAGAUUCCUUUGUGACUGAUCCAUUGUCGGGUUAUCAUGAAGGGCAGUUUGUGAAAUGCAAGGUCAUUGAGACUGGUCAUUCAGCUACGGGGACUUUGCACAUCGACCUGUCGUUUCGUUCUUCACUGAAGGGAAUGGGAGGUCUUAGUUCGAAGGAGCUUUCAGACAAUGUGGACAGUAGCUAUAAACGAGUGGAGAAGAUAGAGGAUCUUCAUCCUAAUAUGAUGGUACAGGGUUAUGUUAAGAAUGUUUCCCCCAAGGGAUGUUUCAUCUUGCUCUCUCGGAAGUUCGAUGCUAAGAUUCUCCUCUCCAAUUUAGCCAGUGGUUUUGUUGAUGAUCCCGAUAAAGAAUUCCCUGUUGGAAAACUCGUGAUGGGCAGGGUCUUGUCUGUGGAGCCUGUAUCUUGUCGAGUCGAAGUUACUCUGAAGACAAAUGAUGCAGACAGUGAACCAAAACCGAAGAGUUACGACUUCUCCAGCCUACAUAUCGGGGCAAUUGUCUCAGGCAGGAUCAAGCGGAUGGAGGCUUACGGUCUAUUCAUCACAAUAGACCAUACGAACCUGGUUGGGCUAUGCCAUAUUUCUGAGCUAUCCGAUGACCAUGUUGAUAAUAUUGAGUCCAAGUAUAAAGCAGGAGAGAAGGUCACAGCAAAGAUAUUGAAGGUCGAUGAGGAAAGACGCCGGAUUUCUCUUGGGAUGAAGAAUUCUUAUUUUCAGGAUGUUACAGACAUUCAGAUGUCAUCAGAUGAAGAAUCCGACGGAGUGACUAAAGAAAAUAGCUCCGACGAUGAAAUAAACUCUACAGUGUUUCGUAUUUGCAGUUCGCAGGUCAUUGAAGAGGAAAAUGGGGGUUCUGCAGCUCUUGCUCAGGUGGAGUCUAGGGCUUCCGUUCCUCCUCUUGAGGUCCCUCUUGAGGAGAUCGAGAACCCUGAUGAGGAUAAUCACAUGAAACCAAACGAAGAUCGUAGCGAUGAGGUUAACAAUCAAGAUGAUGAUAAGAGCAAGAAACGGGCAAAGAAGAAGGCAAAGGAAGAGAGGGAACGACAAAUUAGGGCAGCUGAGGAGAGGCUUCUCGAGAAGGAUAUUCCCAGGACUGCUGACGAAUUUGAGAAACUUGUCAGAAGCUCCCCAAACAGCAGUUUUGUUUGGAUAAAGUACAUGGCAUUCAUGCUCUCCUUGGCUGAUGUCGAGAAAGCCCGCGAGAUUGCUGAAAGGGCUUUGAGGACAAUAAACAUUAGAGAAGAGAGUGAGAAACUCAAUGUCUGGGUCGCAUACUUCAACUUGGAGAGCGAGUACGGGAAUCCUCGCGAGGAGGCUGUUCAGAAUGUAUUCCAAAGAUCCUUGCAGUACUGUGACCCGAAAAAGGUCCACCUUGCACUUCUGGGGAUGUAUGAACGGACAGAGCAAUAUAAUUUGGCUGAUGAUCUCCUUGGCAAAAUGGUGAAAAAGUUCAAGCAUUCGUGCAAGGUGUGGUUGAGGCGGGUGCAUAUCACAUUGAAGCAGGAAAAGGAAGACGUUAAGCCGGUAAUAACCAGGGCUCUGAUAUGCCUCCCCCACCACAAGCACAUCAAAUUCAUCACACAAACCGCGAUUCUCGAGUUCAAGUGUGGGGUCCCUGAUAGAGGACGAUCAUUGUUUGAAAAGAUAUUGCGGGAGUACCCGAAGCGGACGGAUCUAUGGAGUGUGUAUAUUGAUCAAGAGAUCCGGCUCGGAGAUACAGACGUGAUUCGGGCACUCUUUGAGAGGGCAACAAGCUUGAGCCUGCCACUUAAGAAGAUUAAGUUCCUGUUCAAGAAGUAUCUCAUGUUUGAGAAGAACACAGGCGACGAAGAACGGGUAGAAUACGUGAAGAGGAAGGCAAUGGAAUACGCUGAGAACACGCAAGAUUGAGAUACCAAAUUAACCCACAUUUAAACUUCACUCCUCACCCAGGCCCCAAGUCGACUCGCAUAUCUUAAGAGUCCAAGGAACUGCUCGUGCAAGUCCGAGUGGUGGACUAGUUAUGCCCAAACAAGCAAACUAGAGGUGUUCCGCGGAGGAACAACAGUUUUGAUUACAAUGUCAUAUUUGUCUUACCGUAAAGCACAUCAAAGAAAUUUUGGCUCUCGUCUCUGUUCUUCCUAUUAUGCUCUGAAAAGGUUCUAACUUGUGUAAUUUGGUCUGAUCCUUGAUGUCAACCAUCAGAUACAUGUAAUUCGAUAACAUGAAUUACAACUACAGUCAUAUUCGGGUUUUCAAUAGGCUUGUUUCUGUUUCUUCA